Molecule: messenger RNA, 2370 nt
Organism: Labeo rohita (rohu)
Lineage: Eukaryota; Metazoa; Chordata; Actinopteri; Cypriniformes; Cyprinidae
Gene: tcea3
Product: transcription elongation factor A (SII), 3
Exons: 24
Coding region: 150-2300 (716 amino acids)
Biological process (GO): DNA-templated transcription; transcription elongation by RNA polymerase II
Cellular component (GO): nucleus
Molecular function (GO): zinc ion binding; nucleic acid binding
Source: RefSeq, a predicted model, not a curated record
CCCCGCCCCCUCUGCUCCGCUGACCGUGCAGGAGCAACUUAUGCGUGGGAACAAAACUUCGUACAUUUCGCUGAAUUAUUGCGAUUUAUGUGACAUAACGUAUUAUAAACACAUCACGUUUUCACUUAAAGCAUAUUAAUGCGCACACAAUGACGCGAGAGGAGGACCUGUUGCGGAUUGCUAAAAAACUAGACAAGAUGGUGUCUAGAAAUAACAUGGACGGAGCUCUAGAUGUUCUGAGAGAAUUGAAAGAUUUCAACAUGACACUGAAGCUUCUUCAGGAUACAAGAAUUGGCAUGUCUGUCAAUGGAAUAAGAAAACAUUGCACAGACGAGGAUGUUGUCAACUUGGCAAAGAUUCUUAUCAAAAACUGGAAGAAGCUUUUGGAAUCAGCUCAAAACCAAAAGUCUGAGAGGUCGAAUGAGGUGAAGAAUGGCAAUCAUGCAAGCAAGCCACCAGGGUCACCAAACAGAACCUCUCCUGAGAGACAGCCCAGUCCACGAAGGUCAACAACGGAAAUUAAACCAGACUUAGACUCUAACAAGAAACUCGAUGAAAAACACAGAAGAGAGAAGCGCGAUGCAGAGCUCAGGAACGAAAAACGAGAAAGUGAGCAGAAAAAAGAAAAACAGCCUAUUAACAAUAAAAAGGAGCGAGAGAGGAAAGAUGCAUUGAACAGUGGUCAUAUUCCUUCUCCAAUGACGCAUUCAUCUCCGCCCCCCAAGUGUCCUCCGGCUGGGGAAGUGAAGAGGGAGAGACAUUCACUGCACUUCAGAAGUUUGGGGAAAGAUGCUCCUGUUGAUUUUUUCCCUCCUGCUUCGAUCAAUUCUCACCCUCCUCUAAGACGCUCAUCAAUAGAUGUAAAGAGAGAGAGAAAAGACACUCAGGGUUCUUUACAGUCCCCUUCUCUUCAGUCUCAUCCUCCUCAUAAACGUCCCUUCAUAGAUGGAAAGAAAGAAAGGAGAGAUGCACCUCAUCCUCUUUUCCCUCUUCAUCAUCACCUUCAUCCUCCACUUCCACUUCAUCCUCCUCCUAUUCCUAUCCCUAAGCGUUCAUCAGAGGUGAAGAAAGAAAGGAAAGAUCCUCCUGAAACUUUACCUCCUCCUGCUCCUAUACUUUCUUCUCCUCCUCCUCCUCUUCCUCCUCCUCCCAAACGUCCAUCACUAGAAGAGCCCAAAGAAAGGGCAAAAAAAGCACCUGAUCCGAAUGCCCCGCUUCCUCCUUUACCUUUUCAUCUACAUCCUCCUCAGAAACGCGAGAUGAAAAAAGAGAGAAAAGAAACAGCUGAACCCAGCACUCCUCUUCCUCCUGUUCCCCUUCAUCUUCAGCCUCCUACACCUACAAAGCGUCCCUCAUUAGACACAAAGAAAGACAAAGAGAAAGAAAGAAAAGACCCAGCAGACCCGAAGCGACGGACUUCUGAACACAAUGAGAAAGAUAGAAAAGACACAAGAGACAGUAAACCACUCAAAAGGCCAUCAAUGAAGAUCAAGAUUGAGAGAAAAGACUCCACAGAUUCCAAAAAGCUCCAUUCUAGAAAACUCAGCCUGGAUGGACGGAGAGACAGUAGGGACUCUACUGACUCCAAGUCAAGCCAUCAUGUUUUGAAACGACAAUCAAGUGAGCCGAAAAUGGAGAGGAGAGAUUCUACCAACUCAAGGUCUGGCAGCUCACCUCAGGCCAAGAAAUCGAGUGAAAGCAAGAGUAAACCAGAGACCCCAAAGACACCCACAACACCCACAAGCCCCCUCUCCCCAUCGUUUAGCUCCAGUGUGGGUCCUUUAUCUCCUCGCCUGCAAACCGGGGAUUCCAUCAGGGACAAAUGCAUCGAAAUGCUGGCCGCUGCACUACGUACAGAUGAUGACUACAAAGACUAUGGGACAAACUGCGAGGGCAUGGCGGCAGAAAUCGAGGAUUAUAUCUACCAGGAGAUAAAAGCCACAGACAUGAAAUACAAGAACAGAGUCCGCAGUCGCAUAAGUAACCUCAAAGAUCCCAAAAAUCCCAAUCUGCGUAAAAAUGUCUUAGCUGGAGCCAUCGAGUUGAGCCGCAUCGCCAUCAUGUCUGCUGAGGAGAUGGCUAGUGAUGAGCUGAAACAGUUGAGGAACGUGUUGACCCAGGAGGCCAUCCGAGAACAUCAGAUGGCAAAGACUGGAGGAACCACCACUGACCUGCUGCAGUGUGGCAAGUGCAAGAAGAAAAACUGCACCUACAACCAGGUGCAAACCCGCAGUGCUGAUGAACCAAUGACCACCUUUGUGUUGUGCAAUGAAUGCGGUAAUCGCUGGAAGUUCUGCUAACCUGAAGCUGGAACUCCAAGAAUAAUGACCAUAUUGGCUUCCUCAUCUUUUAUUAUUUUUUUUUUUUAAA